GCGUGCCCUGUGUUGUGUCUGCUGACGUCAGCGCUGGAACUGCCUUGUCACGCGGGGUUAGUAAAAGUUGGGAACGGAGCUCCAGGGAGAGAGACAGAGAAACAGACAGGAGGGAGAGGGAAGCGUACAAUUACACGGGUGUUUCUGCAGCCUUACAGAGAGCGUUAAACAACGCGGGUUUAUUGUUAAGCUUUGCGUGGAAGACAGAAGAAAGGAGACAAGGAGAGGCAGAGGGGGCAGGCGGCUCUCUCUGAAAGUUCAAGCCAGAAUUUCGCUCGUUAACUGUCGGAGGAAGAGAGACAGACAGAGAGAGAGAGAGAAAGAAACAGAAGAACCUUGUGAGCGGUUCUUUUUUUGUUUGUUUGUUUCAUUUCGAUUUUGAAACGAGAGCGCGCGCGUUAAAGAAAGCUGAGUUAAAUGAACAAAAGUCUAAAGUUUUGGCGCCGUGGCAGUCGGUAAAUGUUGUGACAUUUUCGGACGGCGCAAAUUGCUCCCAGCGGUCGUCGACGGUCGAGUGGUGGAGGGGGUGAGAAACCCAGCUGUCAAACCCGAUGACUACUGCAAACUGCCCCGGGAAUGAGGAGCUGGACUUCAGACUGAUUUUCGGAGAGGACGGGCAGCAGCAGCCUUUAGGCCCCGCAGAUCUGGAGCCUGAUGACAACACAUCAUUCUACAUCCUAAAUAUGGGCCAGCCCCAGUCUAUGGUCACGAACCACCAGUCUAUUGGCCUGCCUCGUCAUGGCAUGCACUCCCAUCCUCAGGUCAUCAGCACUUCACCACGACUUCCAUCACACAAAACAGGAACUGAUCCCCUAAGCUACGAGGCACAAGGCUCCAAAUAUGGCACCUCACCGCUGCUGCCCUCUGCUCCUGUGGAGGCACCAAAAGCCUUUGAAUGCCCCAGUAUACAGAUCACCUCCAUCUCCCCUAGUUGCCAGCAAGAGCUAGAUGCUAGUGAGGGGGAGCUGACAGCCAAUGGUCCUGAUGGGGAUUACCAUGGCGACAGACCCUUGUCCAGAGACCAUCUAUAUUUGCCACUGGACCACUCAUACAGGGACUCUUCGCUCAGCCCUAGCCCAUGCAGCAGCCUCUCCUCUAGGAGCUGGUUCUCUGAUGCUUCAUCUUGUGAAUCGUUUUCACAUGUCUAUGACGAUGUUGACUCAGAGCUGAAUGAAGCAGCUGCAAGGUUUAGUCUGGGCUCCCCUCUGACUUCUCCAGUUUGUGUGUCACCGCAGGCUGUUGGGGGAGUUCUAGAGGAGCAGUCCCCAUGGCAGCACCAUCAUCCCCCCUUUGUGCAUCACUCUCACUCCACUCUUUCUCCUCGACAGUCCCCCUGCCAUUCACCACGCAAUAGUGUCACUGAUGAAAAUUGGCUUAGUCCACGGUCUCCUUCCAGGCCCUCUUCGCGACCAACCUCACCCUGUGGGAAAAGGCGACACUCCAGUGCUGACAUUUGCUAUCCCGGUUCCCUGUCUCCUCAUCACUCACCUACACCCACGCCAGGACAUUCCCCCAGGGGGAGCGUGACAGAGGACACAUGGGCUGGGAGUCCCACAAUAGGCAUGUCACCUUUUCAGUGCUGCCCAUCUGAGACAGACAUCCCAUCAAAGACAAGGAAGACCUCACAGGAUAGAACAUCGCUGCAGACAGGGAAAGGAGAACUGGCAUUAGAUGACCAGGAAAAUCUGUCUUCUAACCUUGAUUCUCCUCCAGAUGACACGCUGCACAGCAUGAAGAAAGAUGGGCCUGCAGAACAGUUUCUGUCCGUGCCCUCGCACUUCUCAUGGAAUAAACCCAAGCCUGGUCAUACACCUAUUUUCAGGACAACCUCGCUCCCUCCUUUAGACUGGCCGUUACCCAGCCAAUUUGGCCAGUAUGAGCUGAAGAUAGAGGUGCAACCCAAAGCCCACCACCGUGCACACUAUGAGACUGAAGGCAGCCGAGGAGCUGUCAAAGCAGCUUCGGGUGGACAUCCAAUUGUCAAGCUCACUGGCUACAAUGACAAGCCUGUGAAUCUGCAGAUGUUCAUAGGAACCGCAGACGACCGCUACUUGAGGCCACACGCCUUUUACCAGGUGCAUCGGAUCACCGGGAAAACUGUAGCAACAGCCAGCCAAGAAAUCUUGCUUUGCAGCACCAAAGUUCUUGAAAUCCCUCUGCUUCCUGAAAACAGCAUGUCAGCCAGUAUUGACUGUGCUGGCAUACUGAAGCUGCGGAACUCUGACAUCGAGCUGCGGAAGGGGGAGACGGAUAUAGGACGAAAGAACACACGGGUCCGUGUGGUUUUCCGAGUGCACAUCCCUCAACCCAACGGGAAGGUGUUGUCCCUGCAAGCUGCCUCUAUUCCUGUGGAGUGCUCCCAGCGUUCAGCUCAGGAGCUGCCGCAGGUUGAGAAGUCCAGCCUCACCAGCUGUCUGGUCAGUGGGGGUGAGGAGAUGGUGAUCACUGGUUCCAACUUCUUCCCAGAGUCCAAGGUUAUCUUCGUGGAGAAAGGCCCUGAUGGACGACCACAAUGGGAAGUUGAAGCAAAAAUAAUUCGUGAGAAAACCCAAGGUUCAUGCAUUGUCGUGGAAAUCCCUCCAUACCACAGUAAGACUGUGAGUUCAGCUGUACAGGUGCAGUUUUAUGUCUGCAAUGGAAAACGGAAAAGGAGCCAAUCACAACGCUUCACCUACCUUUCAGUGAUGGUGAAACAGGAGCACAGAGACGAACUGGACCUCACUGCUGUUCCUCCCAUUUCCAUGCCCUUGGCACAUGCUCCCAGUCUGGUGCACCCUCAGCUGCCUUCUCCUGAUCAGGGCCACCCAUCGGAAAACCUUCUGUCCAGCUCUCUUCACAGCCUGGCCACGGGCUCCGGACCUGGCCUGCUACCUCUGCCUGGCCCCUGUUCCUCCUUGAGCUCCCCGCCUUUCCAGCACCUGCCUCACCUCCAGGGUCACAGUUUGCACCACCCCCCUGCAGACUGCCACAUGACGUUCCACCAGGGCUCUGCUCCCGCUCCUCCCCGGCCCACCUACCAGCCUUUGCAGCACAGUCCGAGUCACAACCUGUCCUUCAACGGCCAGCCCAGCCUUCCUUCUCAGAGCUACGAGAGGAUGCCCUUUCAGCAGAGCCCCACUGCGGCGUCACACCCAAUAGGCCUGGGAAUAGUUUACUCAUCCAGUUGCUCCUCACCGUCUGCCCUUUCAUCCUCACCCACCAAUCCCAUUGUUGGAUCCCCUCAGAACCAUCAACCUAUGCUGUCCCCCUCAUCCCCACACUUCCACACACUCGGAAGCUUCCACUGCUCUCCGAAUCCUAGCCAGGUUCCCUCUCAGGGAGGCCACCCCCUAAGUGGGCAGCACUCCUCGCAGCUGCAGAGAGGUCUUGGAUACCACCCAGUAAGUCAAAGGUCAGCUUCUUGUCCUACACCGUCCACUGCCCCCCCACAACGGAUGAUCCCCUCUCCUCAUUCUGGACCUUCUUCUCCACAAGUCCACCCUUUGCCCUAUCAGUCUCCCUCUUCCUCCUCCCCCACCUCAGCUGGGAGUCCUCUGGGGCCCCUACAGCAGCAUUCAGGACAGCCGUCUCCACAGGCCGCGAGUCCAGUCAUGACCAGCAUGUCCCCUGCAGCUGUGGGGCCACUGGUUCAUCCACUAAGUCCUCAGGGGCCAUUUCCCUCUGAAGGGGAGAGGCUGAAUAUUAAGGAAGAACCGGAGGAGAGGGAGCCCACCUUCCGCUCCAUCGGCCUACAGGAUAUCACUCUGGAUGACGUAAAUGAGAUCAUCGGCAGAGACAUGUCCCAGUCCCCCAGCGCUCACGGCCCGCAGUCGGUGCACAACCAUUCGUAGCUCAGAUCUUUGCCUGAACAGUCAGUCUUUUUUCUUUUUUUUUGUCUUCUUUUUUUUGUGACUCAUUCAGCAUCACCUCCAGCUGUUGAACCCUGCAAACGCUGACUUGGUGGAAGAAGACUGAAGACUGUGGUGAAAGGCAAAGCUGCUUUUUCUGUUUUCAACCAUGAGAUCUCUGAUAUAGAUGGAAAAACACAACUUCACACAGAUGUAGAGCAGAGCCAUGCUCAGGACAGAGCAGACACGCAGAGCUGGAGCAGUUGUUUUUUUUUCUUGUUUUUUUUUUUUUUUUGCUUUUCACAGUUGUGUGUAGGCUUAUGUUUGAACAUCUGUCCAUUCAUAGCUCUGCUAUCUUCCUGAUGGUCCGCUUGAAGUUUUCAACCCUCUUCUCACCAGCAUCAACUUGUGAAUUAAAGAUGCAGCUCACAGCUGUGUUGCAGGGAUCCAGGGCUGUGCAUCCCACUUCUUCAAAAGAUUUAUUUAUUUAUUUUUUUUUUUAUCUGAGCAAAAGUGGACACUUGCUAACAUCGAUUAAAGACGGAAAGAAAUUUGAGAUUUGAUUUGCCAUACAAUUAAUUCAAAUCAAACCUUCCAGUAGUAUUAAGAAAAAGAAGUUUCCCCCUAAAAGACAAAUGUGGUCAUGGUGUUUGGAGUUCAGCAGCUUGUUUUCCUUCUGCAAAAUGCAACAUUCCACAGACUUGCAGCUGUGUAGGUAUCUGUACAGUAAUGAACCACAUUUCUUCCGUUAGAGCUCUGUUUUUCCUUUGCUUCUUUGAACAAAUGCCUUAUUAAAUGUUUAGCAAAUCUGAACUGUAGCACAAGCUUUCCUUGUUUUCUCACCAGACUUUAAGACUGAAGAGAGCUUGUUUUUAGAAACGGAUGUGCUUCUUUUGGAUUUAUGAUUUCACAGCAAGAUUAUUUAGUGUUUUUAUUUUUUAUUUUUUGACAAUUCAUAGAGGGUUUCUAGUUGGUCCUCAGAAAUGGAGCUCUCUGCCACUAAAACUAUUCUCCUCUCAAAUGUGCCUUUUGAUUUCCUAGCGCACCAUGCUUUCAAAUGACAGCUGACUCAGGCUUCGAUGGAAAAUGUUCUGACGAAAAUUGUGAAAAUAUUUUAUAUAUAAAGUGGUCUGUAUGUUGUAUUUAUGUAAUGUCCUCAUUUGUAAAGAACAAUGUAAAAUCCUAGAAUCCAGACAGCAAAAUCUGGACAUUUUGGGGUCUUCCAAACCUUUUCUGCUUGCAACAAUCGAUGUCUGCUGUCUACAAUCAGAGUUCUCUUAAAUUGUUUCCAGAAUGCUCAAUGAUUUGUUCCUGCAUUUUUAUUUUUAUUUUUUUUUUCCCCCACCGGCUCGCGCAAAUGUGCAGUGGCUUCACUGCAGCAAUAAGUCAUCCUCCAGGGAUGAGCAGACUGACUGAUCCAGAUGCUGGUUUGAUGAUUUCCACUGACUUUUAUUUUUUUUUUUUGCCUUAAGAUUAAUGGUGGUUUGAAGUCAGUUUCCAGGUGAAAAUGAUUCUGCUAUGCAUUGAUAUUCUGCUUAAUGCCUUUAAAAAGAAAAAAGGACAAAAAAUUUUUUACCUUGAUGCCUCUAGAAGUAGAUUGUAGACUUCGGUAGACUCAGAUGCUUGAAUGGAGGACACAGCAUAAAGCAUCUUAAUUCAGUUGUGUUUGAGGAUGGAUGGUAGCUGCUUGAACCAAAUUUCUUGUGUAUAUGACGACUUUUCAACAACAAAAGCACACACGUUUAGGCUAUGCACACUAUAACAGCAGCAAAUGUGAGGUAAAGGUCUUGUAAAGAAUGCUUUUGGACUUCACAUAGAAGAACAUAAACUCUCAGAAGAGAAUAUCAUCUUGUCACGUGAACUAUGUAGGAUGCCUUAACUCCUGUUUGUGAACCAGUUGGUCUGAGUUUUUCCCCCCCCCUUUUCUUCUCCAAAAUGACUGAGACUGAUCAAUAACGGUUUUCAAUGUUGUACAUUUCAGGUUCACAGGGUCAACCAAACGGGUUGGGUGGGAGAACAGAGAGAAAUGUUUGCAUUAAAGUCAAUUUUGCAGCUUGAGAGACCGGAGUCCACAACGCAAACAAACAAAACGAAACAAAACCAGCAUUGACAAUAAACUCUGAACUCCGGCUGCUGUCCUUUUCUGCCACAACCAAAGAUCGAACAAUUUGUUCCUACUUUAGAUAAGGCUGCAAAGACUGUACAACUCUAUUUUUGAUACUUUCAAAUGGAUAUGGAUGUCAUUCCUAAGAGGUUAAGGACAUUAACAGGUGUCUGUUGAGACUAUAUAUAUAUACAUAUAUAGAAAUAUGUGACAUAUUUCUAUAUAUGUAUAUAUAUAUAAAACUUUGUAAAAUAAAAGGGAAAUACAGGUUUUAGUUGAUGUUUACCAAGCCUUGUAUUGUCAUUUCUUGUAUAUUUUGUAUGUUAAAUGUUUUGUAAUUUUUAAGACUGCAGUGCUUUUUUUUUUUUUUUUCUGAGAUUAUUCAAAGGGAAUGAUACCUUGCAUCAUACUGUAGGCUCUAACGUAGUGUAUCUCAAUAAAACUGAAAACUCACUCAUGGCUUCGCAUUACUGUUUUCCUGAAAGCAGAUUUUCUUUCAUCCUUUCUUGUUUUUAGCACAAUUUCUUCUUUCUGAUUUUGUAGAUUUAGAAUUACUUGUGUAAUUUUUUUAUUUUAGUCUUUAAAAUACCAAAAUUUGCAUAUAACUAUUUUUAUCAUUUUUCAACAUUAAAUUGAAUUUUAUGAUCAGUUAUUUAGUACAUAGGUCACUUUUUUACCAAAUACCUUUUUUACUCUAGUAAUUUCUUCAUUGGCUGCUUAUUGGCUUGAGUAAAAAUGUUUAUUCUUUUGGGUUCUCUACCCGCCUCUGCUAAAAAGCAACUAAUGCAAAUCUGAUUCAUGUUUUAAUUCUUGCUCGACAGAAAAAUAUUGCUUGAACAAAAUUUCUAGAUUUACUGACACUGAAAAUUACUUUCUCAGAAAAUUGGAAAGGUUUAUAAUACAGAAACAUUUUAUCAUCAUGGGAAAUACUGUUCACUUGGCAGUUAUCCAGCAGUCAUUUUGACAUGUUCUUCAAGUAGUCUGAAAAUGUCAUUGCUGGUUGUUCAGAGUGCUUAAUCCUAGUGAACUAAUGUAGAGUUAAGUGGAGGGAGAAAAUGUGGGUAUAACUGCACAAAUGACAAAUACAGUUAGAAAAGAAAGAAACAAGCUAACAUACACAAUGAGGACAUAACUUUCACAUUCCUUGUCCUAAAUUAUUCCUGAGCCAGAUUCUUCCAGGUAAAAAUGAAAAGCACCUUACCUGGAUAAAAAAAAAAGGCUUUUUUUUUUUUUUUUUUUUAAUAUUAAAUCUAAUUUUGGAAAUCAAGGUCCCAGAAUGAAAGUUGCGCUCACUGUUUUCUCAAACCCAAACUCGGCACCUGGACAG
Molecule: messenger RNA, 7258 nt
Organism: Gambusia affinis (western mosquitofish)
Lineage: Eukaryota; Metazoa; Chordata; Actinopteri; Cyprinodontiformes; Poeciliidae
Gene: nfatc3a
Product: nuclear factor of activated T cells 3a
Exons: 10
Coding region: 552-3830 (1092 amino acids)
Biological process (GO): cytokine production; calcineurin-NFAT signaling cascade; regulation of transcription by RNA polymerase II
Cellular component (GO): transcription regulator complex
Molecular function (GO): DNA-binding transcription factor activity, RNA polymerase II-specific; transcription factor binding; RNA polymerase II cis-regulatory region sequence-specific DNA binding
Source: RefSeq, a predicted model, not a curated record